UAGUCAGUCUCAACCUUAGUUGGCACGAGUUAUCACGGUUAAAACGGUAUUAUUGGAACGAAUAAUGAAACAUCAGAUACUUUGUUCUUCUUUUCGAACAAUCGAGUUUUAAGUGUAAAUUCUUAUCUCCGACUAUAUGCAGUACAGCGCGUUUGUCUUAUCAUAAUUGAUCUUCUGAGAAUUUGGUAUAGCCAAGCCCAUGAAAGCUUAGGUAUCUGCUGUAUUGAAGUGUUUAAUACUGGUAAAAAAGGAAACAGACUGAGCUUCGUCCUAAAAUGGAGCUGCAACAUCAAAUAUAUUUAUUAGCAGCAAUUUUCGGUGGUAUCUGCGUACUUCUACUGGUUUUAAUUGUGGUGCUGGCAAUAUAUGCAUUCAAUCUGAAGAAAUCGAUGACAAAAUCUACAGAACCUGAAAGAAAGUUUGAAAACUAUGGGUUUGAACCUGACAUGCCUGUCCACAACAUUACGGAUGAUCUACGGUCUACGAAAUCUCAAAAUAUUCGACGUCUGCCAAGUAAAAGCAAUUUGUCAAAACCACGCAACGAUGAUGUUCACACCAAUGCUCGGCGCUCCGAUAAGCGUUCGACCGGCGGUAAAGGACGUGAUGAUCGGAAGCACCAGCACUCCGAAAGUGGCGAUACUUCGGGACGGGAUUUCGAUAGCGCUUUCGACAACGAGAUCAACAAUAUGUUCGACAUCGACGACGACGAUGAUGACCAGGACAGUGUGAUCAGUCAGAGAAAUUCUCGCUACAAUCAUCAAGGUCGUCAAAAAACGUCAGCUCCCCCGCCGCCCUCGUCCGGCGGAAUGGCACCGAGCCGAGUAAAUCGCGGCAGAAAUUCAGGACACCAUGAUAAUCAGCAGCAUCAGCAGCAAGGCCGACCGAUGAGAGGACAAGGCUAUCCGGGUUCAGGGUUCAAUUCGGGCAAUCCUCACGAGGGAAAAACUUACUUCAAUGAACGGGGUAUGUAUUAGACACGGGGAUACUAAUAAUACAAGUUAAUAGAUAAUAAAUAACUAAAAUGACA
This is a messenger RNA of Armigeres subalbatus, 1027 nucleotides long. RefSeq lists its product as uncharacterized. The record is from RefSeq and is a predicted model, not a curated record. NCBI's taxonomy places the organism in Eukaryota, Metazoa, Arthropoda, Insecta, Diptera, Culicidae. The transcript is spliced from 3 exons. Bases 276 to 974 code for a protein of 232 amino acids.